Aspergillus luchuensis is the source of this 231-nucleotide messenger RNA. RefSeq lists its product as uncharacterized. The record is from RefSeq and is a predicted model, not a curated record. The transcript has a single exon. NCBI's taxonomy places the organism in Eukaryota, Fungi, Ascomycota, Eurotiomycetes, Eurotiales, Aspergillaceae. The coding region runs from base 1 to 231 and encodes 76 amino acids.
AUGGCGAAAUUCUCAGCUAAGGUGGUCAAAGAAUUCGCGCAGGGUAUCCCAUGGAGCAAAGUCAUCAAAAAAGCCGCAAAUGUCGAUCGAGGACAACGCGUCUUCCCCAGCCGGACUCCCAAAAACGACACGAAAUCCAAUUUGCGAUUCGACAAAGGCUCGGUGGUUGAUGGGAAGCAUGAAUUGAUCCUCCAAGCCAACAAGAAUGCUGAAAGGACGACCUGCAACUGA